Hydractinia symbiolongicarpus is the source of this 3930-nucleotide messenger RNA. RefSeq lists its product as uncharacterized. The record is from RefSeq and is a predicted model, not a curated record. The transcript is spliced from 9 exons. The coding region runs from base 2672 to 3526 and encodes 284 amino acids. NCBI's taxonomy places the organism in Eukaryota, Metazoa, Cnidaria, Hydrozoa, Anthoathecata, Hydractiniidae.
AUGAAUUCAUAUUCAUCACUGUGCAAGUUACAAGAAAAUUGAAAAAAUUUAAAUUUCUUUAUGGAUGUGUUAUUUCUGUUGCAUUGGUAAAUAGUUGCUUUUUGCAAGAUACAUCUAGUGCUAACUAUGCUGUUAUAACAACAGUCUGUAAACAGAUAAAGGAGCUAAUGUGCCGGUCUAAAUGUCAAGUAAAAAUGUUGGUUUCCAGGCUAGUCUUGGUUACUAUUUAAAUCUUUCUUGAUGUCUGUUAACUCUACUAUGUUUAUAGAUUGUUGUCAAUCUCGUCCCUAGAGAUUCCUUUUCGCAUUCUGAUGGCGCGGUCAGAAAGCGAAUAAGAAUGCUUGGGUACGAGGUUGUAUUGUUGUUUCAAACCACGUUUUUGUUUCACCUGAGCCUGGAUGUACUUUUUUACCUUUAAAUGUUCUUAUUUUGUGUUCUACGAAAAUAUACGGUCAGAUUUAACGAUGAUGAUGAUGAUGAUGAUGAAUAUUUUUAGGAUUGCAAAAAAAAGAUGAUGUUAAAAUAUUGUCUCAUAGUAAAGCCUGCAAGUAUACUAAUAUAAAGAAAAUUCGGAAACACUGUUUCUCAGUAAUUCUAGACUUAAUUAUUUUAUUCUUAUAAUCUAUGAAAGAAUUUAGACUGAGUACGUUGUUAAUAUGUUCUUAAUUUCUGGCAAAAUCUCAGCCUGGACGUUGUUAUUAUUAACUAGGUUUUAUAGUUAAUCGUGUAUCAAAAUGUAUUAGUCCGAAUGUAAUGUUUUCAUGGAGCAGCUAAAAUAAACUUUUCCAAUUUUUUAUAUAUAAAUGACAAUUUUUUUUCAAUAAAAUUUUACACUUUCCAAUAUUUUCUACUAUUUAUAUUUAACAACUUUUUAUCUAUGCACUAGAGUUGCAAGUAUUAUGUUUCUAAGGGUGUGUUACUAUUUGUGAGUUGCCAGGACGAUGUUCCGGGUGUACAUACAGUUUCAUGUCGGGCUACAUCCGGCGUGAAGCCAGUAUAAUAAAAAACGUCGCAAAACCGCGACUACCUCUCAGGUAAACAUUCCUCCCCCGCCCCCCUCCCAAGCAAGAAUAAAAAUUAAAUAAUCAUUACUAUCCGAGGGUCAAGGUUUGCCUACCGCAAAAUAAAUAAAGAUGGGGUAAAAAAUAUAUGUCACCAUAGUCUCUAUGAUGGAUUUCAUUAUUUAACUGUACAUAAACAGGAAGCUUUCGGUAAGAUUGCUUCAAAAAGUGCUUUUGGUUUUGAUAAUUGUUUUUAGUUCACCAAAAAAACUUUAGUGAAAAAAUGUGGUAUCAUAAUGGUUUAAAUUAACGACCAACACUUUCUCUAAGCAACCCUUACGAAUAGAAGCUCCCAUGUAAUUAUUUUAAAGUAUCCAUACUAUAACAAAGUAAACUAGCAUGACUUUGUUGAAUCGUUUAUAACCUUCUUUGUAGCGACUUUGUUAAUUGAGCUGUUUAGGGACAGUGUUGCUUUCAGAACGAAACACCUUAUUUAAGCAUCAAGCUUACUUUACUAAACAAGGCCAAAGUCGACUUUACUGGACAAGACAAUCCAAAUAUGGUGGAUUUUAAAUCAAAAAAUCAACGUUAAAGCAUUGAAUUGCCAACAAUUCUUGGUUGAAAAGGGAAGCUGUGGAUAGCUUUUAAAAAUGUCUAAAGUAGUUUGAUCUCCUCCAAUGUUCAAUUGAAAAAGUAAUAAUUACAAUUUUGAGUUAAUUUAGUAAUUUUAGGUUUAUGUCAAAAACAAAAUUGCGUUAUUUUUAUUAAAAAAUAUGACAGAUUACAUACAAGACAAACACACUGACAUUUUACGCAGCUGGUAUUUGGUAAACAAAUCAGAGUAAACAAACAACAAGUUUUGUUAAAUCCACACUGACAUAGAGAGAUCCUUAAUGUUAAUAAGUCGUUAUAACUAACUGCAUUAUUGCGGUUAUCACAAAUAGGUUCACCCUUAGCUGGCUCUUUCUGAAUUGAUGUGAAAAGCUUCUUCACUGGAUGUUUAAACACUUGUUUAUUGCGCCAUUUUGUACUCCACUUGUUGUUAUUUUUUCCUGUUUCUAAUCUGAAUACAAACGUUUCUUUCAAGUUAAGCCAAACUUCGACGGGCGAAGAUUUAAACAAGGCCUUUGUUAAGUUAAGAUUCUUCAAAAGACUUGCAUUGUUCAUUGACCUGUCAUACACUAUUAAAAAAAUUGGGUGCCUUCGGCGAAGUUUCAGUUUAUAUAAACGCUUACAAAUAUAGUUUCUUACAAAUAUAUAUUCUCCCAAUCUUAAACUCGCAAGGGACCAAAAUCAUUCUUCGAGAUAGAAAGAUGUCCAGGAUUAAGAUACAGGCAAUUCCCUUUUAUGUUCUUUUUAUUACUUGUGUAAUAAUAUCUCUCUUUUCACGAGAACAAUAGACUUUGAAAAUUGACAAGAUCUUUCACACCAGGUUCGAAUUACAAUUCAAAAUAAACAACGGCUGACUGAGAGUUUGUAUAAAAAAGCGGGAUAGAAGUUCAUUGGAUAAACAACACAAGUAGACAAUACAAGGUGUAAAUCAUCAAAAGUGGCAUAAAAUAUUUUGUUGAAUUUUGUAGAAAUGUAUACUUUUCUUUGGGCUUGUUUCAUCUAUUUGUUUGUUUGGUGUGCAGCUGACAAGGAUCCAAUUACACAUGAUCUGACUGGAAAUGUUACUUUUUCUUUUAGAAUCAAUAUGUGACAAAAGCUAUUUUAUCUCCAACUAUGUCAAUAAAAGUCUCCCUUUUACGAUGAAUUUGUUCCAUAAACUUGGAAAUUGUUUUCCUUACAAUGGAACAGGAGCAAAUUCCAAUCUGCUCAAGGCUAUGUACAUACAACAAGAAGCAACGAAGUUAUUCUAUUUUUACGUGGAAGUUGUUCGAUUGAUGGAAUUCACUUAUCCAGGUGAAUUCUACUGGGGAAAUAUAUUGAUAGUGAAUGAUAAUAACAGUACCCGUACAAAUUAUUACAAUUUUUAUAAUGAAAAGAAAAACUCAUUCUCGUUGCUCAUACCGGCCGUUAUUGACUUCACAUACAAUAUCACACUCCUAUCUGUUCCGUAUAGUACCUCUCCACUGAGAAUAUCAUUGAAAGCUCCGUCUAAAUGUGGAAAUUUUCUCCUCAAGGUUAUCACCAACAAAAUCCAGAAUGAAAAAAUGUUUAGAAAUUGUCUAAACGAUCCAGGAUUUGCGGAAAGAGCAACAAUGGCUAAUGAGGUUUGCCAAAUGCAUCCCGGAAACCAAGAAAAACAAAUCGGAUUUGUAAAGAAAUACAUCAUCAACAAAAACUGUGAAUUAUAUGCCGACACUCCUUCGCAGGAGGAAAAAGAUUCUGAAAUAACGCCUCUUAUUAUAAUGUCUGUUGUGUCAGGUGUAUCACUGCUAGUUAUAUUCGUUGGUGUUAUAACAUAUUAUCUGCGGUGGAGGGCAAAGAAAGUUCCAGAGGAACCAGUACUUCCCCACAGAAGUAAUUACGAUCAUCUUCUUCAUUUAAAGGACAUUAAACUACAUGUAUAUAAUCAAUAGAUCAAACAUUUACGCCUGAAAUUGACGAAAAGGCGUACCAAAUUUUAGUGAUUAGUUGAGAUGCGACGUCAUCAAAGAGUAGUAGUUCAAACAGAAUGUACAAAUGAGUCAAAGAAACAUGUUUAAAAAGUUUGUAAACAAACGGUGAUAGCUAUCCACCAGGUUUCAUUUAUUUAAGAAAGAGAAAAAAAUGUUGUCUGCUCAGCUAGACAAAUCAGAUAAUCAUAAAAUUUAAGUUAGAAAGCUUUAAAAUUAUGAAUAUAUAUUAUCUCAUUUUAUAUUAUUUUUAUUUAUUUAUGACUGUCUUUUAUUUUAACAUUAAAAAUUGAAAAACUUUAAAUAAACAUUCUGCCUUUAUUAGGUAUAGCACCUUUUCAUUUACAAUUAUCGAGAUAUUCUUGAUG